Molecule: messenger RNA, 3532 nt
Organism: Bacillus rossius redtenbacheri
Lineage: Eukaryota; Metazoa; Arthropoda; Insecta; Phasmatodea; Bacillidae
Exons: 3
Coding region: 1223-1516 (97 amino acids)
Source: RefSeq, a predicted model, not a curated record
GCAUACUGCCUGGCAGACUUCAUUUCAGAUUUGUAACACUGGGUGCAUUUUCUGCAAAGACAGUUUUAUAGUUUACUGUUACGCAAAAAUCUUCUUUUUUUCAUUCAGUUAGUUUACUGUGGACACAUUUAGUGCUCGUACGGGAUAAUUUUCCUUUUUUUUACAUUGGCAAAAAUUUUUUCCCACAUCCAUAUAGGUAGCUUACUAUAUUUCAGUUACUUGUGCAAAAGUAUCGUAGAUGUCAGUUUGAAAAUCUCGCGGGAAAAAGAUGUUAGCUCUAAGUGAAGACUGUCUUCAUGAGUAUGUUUUAAGUUGUGGUUUUUAGUUUUGUGGACAAAAUUACAUGUGUAAAUCGUGGAUGUGAAAUAUUCAAACUUCAGUGUUUUAUUGAGUUGGCAACUUGCUGCUGAUAUUCAUGUUUAUGUUGUGAAGCCGCUAGUGUUCUGCAUUCAGUUCUUCAUCCAGUAGUUCGCAGUGAGAAGUCACUGGCAUUCAGCUCCCACGAUCUUGUCGUCGGCUGUGGGGCAGAGACUCUGUACGAGUAGAUAGGCUCUGAAUCAGUUACAGAGUCAGUUUAGGUAUUAUUUGCUACUGUCGCAAAUUAUUGGACACUAACUACAGUCAAUCAUUUUUAAAGAGACAGUAAAAGUGCAAUAAAGGCACAUAAAAUUACACAGGAAAUAAAAAGCCAGUGUGGCAAAAAAGAAAUUGUAUAACUUUUUUUUCUUCAAUAUUUAUUAGUUUCACACAAUCUAUACAGAUAAUAAAGAUUUUAUUUAGAAUUAUUUUCAAAACAUUCUAAAAUGAAACUUUGUCCAAGCAUGUAAAGCCAACACGAAUUUAUUAUAUUAGUGGAUGUAGGUCUAAAACACUAUAUACGUCAGUGUUCACUUGCACUUCUUACAAACCACAUUUAACGAAUUAAAACGGGGGUUGAUGGAGAUAGUUGUUGAUGAGGGUUGUGAGUGCCCUGACUUGGCCAGGUGUGUAGUCUCGGAGGCUGGAGCGUGAACCUCGAGAGGACAGCCUCAGGUGCAAGACAAAGUAACUACUGGAGUGGUUUUCUUAUCAACUGAUAAGAUACUGUCUCAUGUAUCUGUGACAUGCGUAUAAAUGUGAUAAUAUGGCUUGUAUUCAGUACAGAAGUGUUUGAGAACAUCAGUAGUGCCCUGUGCGAGAGGCAGCGACACUUGCCAAGCCUCCCGGGAGCGAAGCGCGCAGGAUGGAAGGCGUGCCGUCUCCCGAGGACCUGCUCAGGCUCCUGGACCAGCUGAAGGACCUGUCCCCCGAGGACCGCGAGCAGUUGCGCCUGCAGCUGCUGUCGCAGGCGGGGGUGUCGCCCCCUGAGCCGCCCCCCGCGCCCCCCUCCAGCCAGUUCUUCCUGCUCGUCUCCCUGCUGGCCAUCGUCACCUUCCUGUUCGUUUUCUUUGGCUACAAACUGUACAAGAGUUUGAAAGAGAAGGAGCGAAAAAGAGAAGAAAAAAAGAAGUUAAAACAGCAGAAGAAGAAAAAAUGAGUUGCUCAAAGUUGGACCUUCAUUUUUGCAUCACAGACAUGGAACUUACUUUUUCAAAACAAAAAGUGUUCUUUUUACAUUGCUGUACUGUUUUAUGGGCAGAUAUUGAGACUUGGUGCAUUAUUAAUGCCGUUUGAAACAUACAGGAUUGUUAUGUUCGUGAUGGAUAUUUCUGGUGGAUAGGAAAAGGUUAUCGGUAAAUGUUUGUGUGACGUUUAGGGGAGUUUAGGAGGAUGGGAAAGUCUUUAAGGUUAAGCUAGUCAUAGUCUUUGUUCUGUUAGAGCUAUUGUUUGUGUGUCAGUAGGUACAUAAGUGGGUUACAUUGCCUCUGUUGUCUACAUCGGAAAUCUGAUAUGUUGUGGAAUAUUUAAUUUAUGUAAGAAAUAUAGGUAUAAUGGAUUUUAAUCCUUUUUAUUUAUAAAAAAAAGAAGUAAAUUUUCUUACUCGUUGCAUUUUUUUUUAAAUUCCAGUAAUUAACAUUACAUUUAUUUGGACAGUUAUCGUCUAGGUGCAUCUGUUGGUACAUUACAAGAAUACAGUUAAGUAUUCUUGUCCUGAAGUAAAGUAGGCUGUGGGUGUGUUUGUGGAAUGCACUGUGAACUUGAAGUAGGCAGUCAUCUGCCAAACAAAUGUUUGAUCACAGCUAAUGAUAAAGAUGUAGUGAGUAAGAAGACUGGUAUUUAUUGUUUUAGUUGGGGGUGUACUGAAGGGUUGCGUGCUCUCAGUGUAAAUUUUAUUCAAGGGAUUUUUUUUAUUUAUUUAUAUUAUUAUGUGAGUUUUAAGCGGGCGAUGGUAAGGGAUAUGAGAUAUUUGGCUAAAUUUAAUUUUUUUCUACAAGUCCAUAUUUUGGAACCCUUUUUUUUUCUUAGACAUUUUUCCAAUGGAGGGCCUUUUGCAGAUAGUGUGUGAACAUAUGUAAUUAUUUGUGGAAUUUUUGAUUUGGUGGGUAGGGUGGAUUCUUACUUGUUAAGUUGUGAUUUGAUCAGCAGCAAUUAAAAAUGUGAACAAUAUGUCUGAUACCUAAGGAAAAUUUUUUAGAAAUGGGAUACAUGUCUUUUGACAUGUGGGAAAUGACAGUGAGAAAUUACUUCUAAAACAGUUAAAAAAAUUGCUUAUUUUACCUGAAGUUUGGUUAUGCAAUUGUCACUUAAAAUGUAAAUACCUAAAUAUAAAUUUUGAAGUGUAAUUUCGGAAGAAUGUUGUACAGCGUGGUAGGAAUGUUUUCCUCACAGCAUCACGUAAAGGCUUUGGAGCAGUAUUUUGUGGAGCAGACGUGUGCAGCUUACGAUCACCUUCCUAAAGUUUAGAUUAUGUAACACGAGCAUUAUGUGAUGUCUACUUAUGCUCCUUGAAGUACUGCUAUUGAGGUAACUCUUGGAAGUAUUAGUGCAUUCAUUUCUGUUCAUUAUGUACAUAGUGUACAUUUAGGAGAUUGCUACUUCCUGUUGACUGCAGUUGACUGGUGUUGUCCUAGAACCCGAAGUAUUAUUUCUGAUGUAAUUCACUGCCAUUGUCCGGACAGGCCUUUGGCUUGUGGAUUUAUGAAGCCUCAAGUUUCGAGAAGUAAUCUCCGAUGUUUCGCUCAACAUUGCAGUCGCCAUCUUCAGGAUAGCAGGCACCUGCUUGCAGUUGCAAUGUCUUUCAAAACAUCGCAGAUUAUCUCUUUCAUCUUGAUGUGGCUAAAACCAAUGAUCAAAGCCAGUUCAUGAUAUUUGUGAAGAUUUAGAAACUUGCAUUUGUCUCGUCUAGGCUCAAGUGUGCGAAGGUACAGUUAAGUACCAACCAGAGCUGCAUUUACUUUCUGAAAUCAAACCAGAUGUAUUUAUUUGUUAUAUUUUUAUAAAGAUAUUUAUUUGUUAUGAUGUAACAUUAGGUUUUACAGGAAACUAGAGCACUUAUUACAACUCUUGUCAACGUUGAGUUGAAUUGCCAGUUUUAAGAUGAUGCAUUUUUUAAUGUAUGAAACAUUUUAUUGUACAUGUGUAAAUGUUCAAGAAUAAAUUUACAGUUCCUAAA